AUGGAAGAGAUUUUCAUCUUUCUGUUGAAUUUGUAUUUAGUCUGCAGUGUCCAAGCCAUUCGAGAGAGUAUCCCUAUGAAGAGCUUGAGCUGCCACAAUGACUACAACUCACAGGUGACCUGCACAUGGAUGGAGCAUUCAGAGGCUCAUGCCCUUGUUGGUAUGAUUCUUUACCAAAAGGAUAAUAUUCUAAUGGAGGAAUACAACAAGAUGCUUUGCAAACGCCAGCGAGAAAAUGACUUGCAGGAGGCUCCAGAAUCCUUUGUGCACUGGAUUUGUCAUAACAGCACAAGCUUUCUUGGAAUAGCAACAGAGUAUGUUUACAGCUUCAAACCGAACCAGACGCUUCAAGCAGAACUAAAUGUCAAGCCUUUCCAAAACGUUCAGACCCUCCCACCUCAAAACCUCUCAGUCAGCUCAACAAGAUCAGGAGACUUCUUGCUGACAUGGAAAACAUCUGAUGGAAGCCAAGGGCUGGGCGAUGCACUCGACUAUGAAGUCUCUUACAAGCGGGAGUGGGAGUCCUGGGAGAAAGCCAUCUCACUCUUGCUCUCCAACACCACACACUGCCAUCUCAGCCACGAGGACCUUGUGCCAGGGAGCAGCUAUGUUGCUCGUGUGAGAGCCAGACCAGGUCAGGCCAGCAGCUUCUCUGGGCAGUUCAGCGAGUGGAGCACAGAGGCAUCGUGGGAGACCCCUGAAGGUGGCCUUCAGCCCAGGAACCUUCGCUGCCUCUUCAAUGGUGUGGAUCGAUUAACAUGCAGCUGGGAAGUGAAGAAAGCAAUCACCACUUCAGUCCUCUUUGGCUUGUUCUUCAGGGCCACUCCUGCUUCAGUAGAAGAGGAGUGCUCACCUGUGCAUGAGAAGACUUUGCACCAGGUGCCAUAUGUAAUCCAGAGUUGUGAGAUCCCUGUUAACAACUCCAGCAGUCAGAGCCAGUACCAUGUGUCUGUCCGAGUCAAGACAGAGGAGAAAAGGAUUAUAGCCUGCAAGAACAUUAAGGUGCUGCCACCUGCAAAUGUGUCAGUAACAGUGAUGGAGAACCAAGAGUAUGAACUGAGCUGGAUAAAACACACUCUGAAUUAUAACAUCAUAAAACAGAGAUAUGAAGUUGAGUACUGGAAAAACAAUCAAUAUGAAAAGACUGUCCAGAGGUUAAAUAUCAGCAAUGAUGAACCUCCCUUCAUCUUCACCCUGCAGAUGCUGGUACCAUCUACAGAAUACAGGGGGAAAAUGCGUGCAAGGGUGAACACACCUCCAGCCUAUGAUGGGCCUUGGAGUGAAUGGAGUGAGGAGUUCACCUGGAGGACUGAGAAUGUUCUGCCACCACUGCUUCUCCCAGUGAUGCUCCCUGCUCUCAUCAUCAUUUUGCUAAUAGCUGCUUAUUGCAGCUCCAAGUACUUACUCAGGAAAAAGAAAAUGUGGGAGGAAAAGAUUCCAAAUCCCAGCAAAAGUAUCCUGAUCCAGAGCUACCUGGGGAAAGCGCAUUUAGCAAACUGGUCAUCAAGCAGUCAGUUGGACUUCAACAAAUACAACCUUUCAGAGAAGAUGGAACAGGCUAGCUUCCUUCAAGUAGUGGACAGGCAGAGGAAUACUUUGGGAGAGUGCCCUGAAGGGCUGGUCAAACAGACAGAUGCUUCCCGUACUGCGCUGGACCUACAGAACUCAUACCACACUUUAAAUGAGCCAGAGCAUGCCCCACUUGUCUGCUCAAGUCAAAUUGCUGGUCAUACCAUUCUUGUUUCAAGGAAACACAGUGCCGAUGCACUUGUUGCUUCCCAGACAGCAAUCCCUUGCUUUGCUUUCAAUGGUCCAUACUUGUACAGCCCAGUGAUGUCCUCCCAGUCUGAUGAACAUCAGACCUCGGAAGUGGACCCAGCAGAAGUCUGUGAGAAAUCUGUUUCCAUUCAGUAUGUGACCCUCCCAAAGCAAGACUGUCCCCAGUCUCCACAGAAGAAGCCAGAACAGCCAGAUGUAGGUCCUCCACAAUGCUUCCUGCUCUUAGAUCAGAAGGAAAUGAUGCAGCACCAAGACAUUGAGGAAGAAGCCUCACCAGCCCCACCAGCCUGUGGGAAAGUCAUGAUCAUGAGAACCGAAGAGCAGAAAUCUCCACAGACUCUAAGCUGUAUUACAUCUUCUCAGGAAUGUCCCUUGGAGUACAUCACCACAGAGAGCCUGCUACUGCCAUCUGCCAGUGACUCACCCCCUCCACCACUUGUCACUGCCAGGGAGUUACCUUGUGACUCAGAGGAGCCCCAGCCCCCUAAUGACCACUCUUCCUGUGAGUUUUCUCCUGUGAAAACUGGUGUCACAGUCCCAGCUUCAGGUGGAGCACUAACCACUUCUGAAUUGCAUCUGAAUACAUUUGGAGAGUAUCUUACUGUCCCUUCAGCUCUCCAUGGACAUUUAGAACCCACAAAGACUUACUUGCCUGUCUUGCUGAAGGGAAACAAUCUGCCUAGAAAGCAACCUUUGUCAGAGGGUGACUUGGUGGUCUUAAACCCCCACAGCACUGAGCCAGUUUUCCUUCGCCAGGUUGGUGACUAUUGCUUCCGCAGCCUAAAAUCUGGUGUAAGGAUGGAUGUUAGUCAGGAAGACUACCAAGACAAGAAACCUUCUGAAGGCAAGACAACACCUGGGAAGCCUGUAUCUGAUGAUGAAUCCAUCACUGGCAAGGAAAAAGAUGUAUCAAAAAUGCAGGCUAUUCAGCUUUUCAAAAACUUGAAAUCAGAUGAUUACUUUUCCUGGCAGCAAUCUUUGAGGAUCACAGAAAUUAGUUAA
Molecule: messenger RNA, 2781 nt
Organism: Indicator indicator
Lineage: Eukaryota; Metazoa; Chordata; Aves; Piciformes; Indicatoridae
Gene: CSF2RB
Product: colony stimulating factor 2 receptor subunit beta
Exons: 13
Coding region: 1-2781 (926 amino acids)
Biological process (GO): immunoglobulin mediated immune response; cytokine-mediated signaling pathway
Cellular component (GO): external side of plasma membrane
Molecular function (GO): protein binding; cytokine receptor activity
Source: RefSeq, a predicted model, not a curated record